Molecule: messenger RNA, 1728 nt
Organism: Fonticula alba
Lineage: Eukaryota; Rotosphaerida; Fonticulaceae
Exons: 6
Coding region: 1-1728 (575 amino acids)
Cellular component (GO): kinetochore; cytosol; nuclear body
Source: RefSeq, a predicted model, not a curated record
AUGCCCCCGCGCCCGGGCCCGGCCCCCGAAGGUUCGGUCAAGAUCCGGCACAUCGACAUGUCGCCGGCCACGCAGCCGCCGCAGGCGUCGGAGCCCGACGCCCCCGAGGUGUGCCCCCACCUCUCGCGGGCGGUCAAGCCCAACCCCGCCAAGAGGCAAAUCCCCCACAUCAAGGUCUUCGCCUGCCAGGAGCCGGACUGCUCCGCGUCGGCGAGCGACCAGGGAGGCGACAUCUGGGUGUGCUGCGGGUGCGCGGCCCUCCUCUGCGCCGAGCACCAGGCCCAGCAUGUCCAGCCCCCGGGGCAUGUCAUCUUCCUGCGGACCGAGGCUCGGGCGUUGGUGGUGCUUGACGCGGCGUGCGCGCGGCGACUCCUCCGCGCCCUGGAGCCCCGCGACGGCCUGCCCUCCGUCCGGUUCGCCUUUGCACCGCUAUGCUUCGCGCUACACACCCGGCCCGAUGCGAUCGCCCUGCGCCGGGAGUCGCUGCAUUGGCUGGUACGCAUGGCCCCGCGCAUAGGGCGCGCCCUUUUGGCCGACGGCGACCCGCUCCCCGGGACCCCGGGCUUCGGCCCGGAGCACGCGGCCUUUGCCGCCUGCUUCGGGCCCCUCUUCCAAUGUCUGGAUCAUGACACCCUCUCGGUGUCUGCCUGCGGGGUGCUCAUUCAUGUGGCGCGUCCGUGGCACGCCAGUGCCUGGCGCACGCGCAAGGCCCGGCAGCUGUACGAUCGCCGCGGCCGACCGCGUGCCAUGGCCCCGCUGGUCCAACUGCUGGAAUCCUGGUCGACAAACAUGCGCCUGGGGGCCGCCGGCGUGGCACUGCACCUUGGGGGAGGACCCGUGGCCGCCACCGCCACAGCAAGCCUGGUCUCGCCCUCGUCGCACAGCAUCACCACUUCCUCCGGCGGCGCCAUCGCCCAUGUUGACAGCCUCCAUCUACAGCGUGCGCGCCUUGCCCACGCGCUUUCGGCGCUUACCCUGCACGAUGAGCCCCGUCAGCCGGGGGCCGCCACGACCAUCGGCCUGAGCGACCUCAGCUCUGCCCUCCAUACCCCGAGCGACCCGCCGCCCAAUUCCUUCACUCGAUCGCUGACAGCCACCGUGGACUCGGCCUCCCUACAUGCCUUUGUCCAGGCCAUCGACGACCCCUUCUGGCUGCCUGCCAUUUCGGACUUCCUUUCCACAUGGGAUGGCUGCCGCCUCCGGCACUCGGUCUUCCGAUUGAUCUCCCUGUGCCCGCCAAUGGCCUUCGAGGAGAUCUACACCUUCAUCCUCAACCCGCUGCUCCACCUCUUCCAAAGUUCGGACACCGUGUGGAAGUGCACCCUGAUCAACAUGUACUCGACCUUGACGUCGCGCUGGUGUGCGGUCUUCAUGGCCGAGGAGUCCAUGGGGCUCGGGGCUGACCGGUAUUUCGGCCUGCUGGCCACCAUUCGCCUACUGGCCGCACAUGUGGACCGACUUUGCCUACACUCCAUCAUCUCCGAGCGUGCGCAUCCCCUGGUGGAGACCACAGUCCGGGGGUACUUCCUCCGGCUGUUCCAGGCCCUUGAGGGCCACGACUCGAGCAAGUAUUCCGCCCUCGAGGAGGGGCCAUCCGGACUCGAUGACAGCCUCGACCCGUCGAACAUCCUGCUGGGGUUUUCCCCGCGGUCGCUCGUCCUCCUCUCGGCAAACCCCAGCAGUGGCAUUGGCCCGCUGGACCUUUCCCUCCUGGGCGGGAGGGGCUAA